Messenger RNA from Lepus europaeus (European hare), 3301 nucleotides. It is a transcript of the gene RALGDS, whose product is annotated as ral guanine nucleotide dissociation stimulator. The record is from RefSeq and is a predicted model, not a curated record. Gene Ontology annotation, cellular component: plasma membrane. Gene Ontology annotation, molecular function: guanyl-nucleotide exchange factor activity. The coding region runs from base 11 to 2611 and encodes 866 amino acids. The transcript has 18 exons. NCBI's taxonomy places the organism in Eukaryota, Metazoa, Chordata, Mammalia, Lagomorpha, Leporidae. Gene Ontology annotation, biological process: Ras protein signal transduction; positive regulation of GTPase activity.
CGAGCCGUCCAUGGUGCAGCGCAUGUGGGCCGAGGCGGGCGGCGCCGAGCCGCUGUUCCCGGGCUCCCGGCGGAGCCGCAGCGUGUGGGACGCCGUGCGCCUGGAGGUGGGCGGCCCCGACAGCUGCCCGGUGGUGCUGCACAGCUUCACGCAGCUCGACCCGGACCUGCCGCGCCUGGAGAACUCCACGCAGGAGAUCGGUGAGGAGCUGAUCAACGGGGUCAUCUACUCCAUCUCCCUGCGCAAGGUGCAGCUGCACCACGGAGCCAGCAAGGGGCAGCGCUGGCUCGGGUGUGAGAACGAGUCGGCCCUGAACCUGUACGAGACCUGCAAGGUACGCACCGUGAAGGCGGGCACGCUGGAGAAGCUGGUGGAGCACCUGGUGCCUGCCUUCCAGGGCAGCGACCUCUCCUAUGUCACCAUCUUCCUGUGCACCUACAGGGCCUUCACCACCACCCAGCAGGUCUUGGACCUGCUGUUCAAAAGGUACGGUAGAUGUGACGCCCUCACGGCCUCCUCUAGAUACGGAUGUGUCCUCCCCUACUCCAGCGAGGACGGCGGACCCCAGGACCAACUCAAGAACGCCAUCUCCUCCAUCCUGGGCACCUGGCUGGACCAGUACUCGGAGGACUUCUGCCAGCCUCCGGACUUCCCCUGCCUCAAGCAGCUGGUGGCCUACGUGCAACUCAACAUGCCCGGCUCGGACCUGGAGCGCCGGGCGCACCUGCUGCUGGCCCAGCUGGAGGACCCGGAGCGUGGGGACCCUGAGCCCGAGGCUCUGUCGCCGGCUGCGGUGCCAGCUCUCGCGCCCAGUCCCGAGCCAGAGGCGGCACCUGCACCGGUCCUGGACCUGCAGCCCGCCCCGGCGCCCGCCGCAGAGCUGGCCGCAGAGCUGGAGGCAGCUCUGUCGCAGACCCUGGAGCUGGACGCGGCUCCCGGCCCAGGUCCACCCUUAGAGCCUCCCUGGGUGGCUGCCGAGGACGGGCUGAGCCCGGAGAAACCGCGCCUCCUGGUCUUCCCGCCCGAGCUGGUGGCCGAGCAGUUCACGCUGAUGGACGCGGAGCUGUUCAAGAAGGUGGUGCCAUACCACUGCCUGGGCUCCAUCUGGUCGCAGCGGGACAAGAAGGGCAAGGAGCACCUGGCGCCCACCAUCCGCGCCACCGUCACCCAGUUCAACAGCGUGGCCAACUGCGUCAUCACCACGUGCCUCGGGGACCGCAGCAUGAAGGCGCUCGACAGGGCCCGGGUGGUGGAGCACUGGAUUGAGGUGGCCCGGGAGUGUCGGCUCCUCAAGAACUUCUCGUCGCUCUACGCCAUCCUCUCGGCACUGCAGAGCAACGCCAUCCACCGGCUCAAGAAGACGUGGGAGGAGGUGUCCAGGGACAGCUUCCGAAUCUUCCAGAAGCUGUCGGAGAUCUUCUCGGACGAGAACAACUACUCCCUGAGCAGAGAACUGCUCAUCAAGGAGGGGACCUCCAAGUUUGCCACCCUGGAGAUGAACCCCAGGAGAGCCCAGAGGCGGCAGAGAGAGAUGGGAGUCAUCCAGGGGACUGUCCCCUACCUGGGCACCUUCCUCACCGACCUGGUGAUGCUGGACACAGCCAUGAAGGACUAUCUCUAUGGGCGGCUGAUCAACUUCGAGAAGAGAAGGAAGGAGUUCGAGGUCAUCGCACAGAUCAAGCUGCUGCAGUCGGCCUGCAACAACUACAGCAUUGCGCCCGAGGAGCGCUUCCGGGCCUGGUUCCGCACCGUGGCCCGGCUCAGCGAGGCCGAGAGCUACAACCUGUCCUGCGAGCUGGAGCCGCCGUCCGAGUCGGCCAGCAACACCCUCAAGGCCAAGAAGAACACGGCCAUCGUCAAGCGCUGGAGCGACCGCCAGGCCCCCAGCACAGAGCUCAGCAGGAGCGGCAGCUGCCACUCCAAAUCCUGCGACCAGCUCAGGUGCGGCCCCUACCUCAGCAGCGGGGACCUGGCUGAUGCGCUCAGCGUGCACUCGGCCGGCUCCUCCAGCUCCGACGUGGAGGAGAUCUCAAACAUGAGCUUCGUCCCCGAGUCCCCGGACGCACAGGAGAAGAAGUUCUGGGAGUCCACCUCCCAGUCGUCCCCAGAGACCUCCGGCCUCAGCUCGGGCUCCAGCAGCACCUCGUCCUCCUCGGCCUCCACCACCCCCGUGGCCGCCGCGCGCACGCACAAGCGCUCCGUGUCGGGGGCCUGCAGCUACAGCCCCUCCCCGCCGCUCUACAACCAGCAGGUGGGCGACCGCUGUGUCAUCCGCGUCAGCCUGGACGUGGACAAUGGCAACAUGUACAAGAGCAUCCUGGUGACCAGCCAGGACAAGGCUCCGACGGUCAUCCGCAAGGCCAUGGACAAGCACAACCUGGACGAGGACGAGCCCGAGGACUACGAGCUGGUUCAGGUCAUCUCAGAUGACCGCAAGCUGAAGAUCCCCGAGAACGCCAACGUGUUCUAUGCCAUGAACUCGACCGCCAACUACGACUUCAUCCUGAAGAAGCGGACCUUCUCCAAGGGGGCCAAGCUCAAGCACGGGGCCAGCUCCACCCUGCCCCGCGUGAAGCAGAAAGGACUCAAGAUCGCCAAGGGCAUCUUCUAAGGACGCCUCCCCGGGGACCGGCCGGGCACCGGCAGACUGGACUGGCUCAGGCCCAGCAGGUGCCCCGUGCCCGCCCCAGACGCGUGUCACCUGGCCCCCUCCCACUGCCGGGAGUGACGCCCGCCCGCCGCGGGCUGACCUGGCCUCCGGGGGCCACUCGCUGCCUUAGGUGCCUUGUGCUCUCUGGAACCAGAGGAGCCCUCCCAGGUGCGGGGCACCCCAGGGCACCCUCACCCUGUGGGUCAGACCACUGCCGUUCUCUCCUCGUGCCCACGGGCACUGGCCUGCGACCCUCGAAGGGGCCCAGCCCCUCCUGCCACCACCGUGGCCUUCCCCGGGCUGCACCAAAGAUCCCACCGUCGGGGCUGAGUGAGAACGAGGGGCUCCCGCCCACCGCACACCCGGCCCCUUCGCAGCAGGGGAGGGGGAGACCCUCUCGUGGACCACUCCCGUGGACGGUCCCACUGGUGCAAAUCUCAAGCCACUGCAAGUGCCACUCACCACUGCAUCCUGGGCCAGCCGAGACCACAGAAGACGGGAUUCGUGGGGGUGGGGGAGGGCCGUGGAGUAUUUGUAUAAAAAAGCAAAAAUGUUUACCAUGGGGGGGGGCGAUAUUUAUUUGAUGUAAAUAGUAAAUGCUAGACUUGAAUAUUAUAUUAAAAUCCUGUUUCUUACGAUAGCCUGGUGGUC